Messenger RNA from Leishmania braziliensis MHOM/BR/75/M2904, 3957 nucleotides. RefSeq lists its product as hypothetical. Lineage: Eukaryota; Euglenozoa; Kinetoplastea; Trypanosomatida; Trypanosomatidae. Bases 1 to 3957 code for a protein of 1318 amino acids. The transcript has a single exon. The record is from RefSeq and is a predicted model, not a curated record.
AUGCAGGGUGCACCGGUUUUCCUCGCAGAAGCCGAGCAGCUGCCGCACAUAACCCCCAUAGAGCGCGAAAUUGAGCAAGCGCUGGCCAUUCAGCGCAAUCGGCAGGCAACUGACCUGGCGGAGCGGGAGCGCAUGAUGCUCGACCAGCAGGUAAAUCUGGUUUUGCCGGCGCGCCAAGCGCAGCUACAACAGUCGCAGGAGGCCCUGAAAGAUCAGCUGCUUCAGAUGAAGCUGGAGCUCUUCACCAACCAGCAGCAGCAACAAUCGGGCAACGACAUGGACAUGGCGUUCCUGCGGAAUGAAAUGGCGGCGAUGCGUGGCGCUCUCUCUUCGAUGAGCAUGAACGGCGUCUCUAACAGCGGCCCUGGCCUGACACGGCGAAAUCCGCGCAAGCCGCAGCAGCAGCAAUCAUCGGCAGCCCGCACGCAGGUCCGCCGCGAGCGGCGCCAGCACGGAAGCGUCAUAGACGAGGACGACUCUUGGGAAAGCCUUGAUGACGUCCCCCGCAGCAGCGAGUAUGGCGACGACUACGGUGAAGCUCGCGGCGGGAAUCGAAGUGGGCACACGCUCUCGCCACGAAGUGUCCGCCGCCUCGGCUCGGCGCCGGCGCAGAAACUCUGUGAUGUGCUGAAAAGCAUGCAGGCUGAAAUUCGAAGAUUGCAGGUUGUGAGCGCCACCCGUAUAGAGCCGCCGCUUCCCACAGCCUCGACGUUGGAGCCGCCGUUUCCUACAGCCUCGACGUUGCAGCCGGGCCUGCACUCGCUCAAGCUUGCCACCCUCGAAGGCAUCGACCUUUCCAUCCCUCUCGACGAGGUGGACGUGUCAAUCAAGGUAUACUACAUGUCGUACGCGAACGGUGAGUAUCUGCUUGAGCCCUCUCUCAAGCGCACCUUCCCACGGCACCCACCACCGUUGACCCGUCAUGGCACCAACGUAAUGCUCUUUACUGUCCCCUCGCUCCAGUUCAUUGUGCACUCGCCGAAAGAGAUGGUUGUGUUCGUGCUGCAGGUGCUUUACCGCGGCCGACUGCUGUGUUGGUCCGCCAUCUUCUCGAAGGCAACCGGCAGCUUCUCGGAAGGCAUUCAGAACACUUCCUUCGACCUCGCCAAGGCGCUGCAGUCACCUGGUGAUGUGAUCCCUGGGGCGAGCGUGUCGGGCUACAUCGAGACCGACUCGCGGGACGUACUGCAGCGCGCUGAGUCGAUCCUGAACCGGAGCACCGGCAACUUCAGCGCCAGCCCAGGACCUCCAUUCUCGCAGAGGCAGCAUGCACAGCUACCCGGACUACCACCACUACCGCCCCCACCGCAAGGGCUGCCACUGCUGCCGGGCAUGCCCAGCUGCGAGGGUCCCUUUCUGCCUCCCACGUUGGAGGGCAACGUAAUGCUGCUGCAGCCAACCAAUGGCCCUGUCGCACGCUUUAUCCUCCCGCCGCCGACGGGGGUCUCGAUUCUAGAGUGGAACGAAGUGGUGACGAAGCACCUCAAGAAGAUGCAGAAGUACCCGCCCAAGAGGAAGGCCAUCGCGCCGGCGGCCGAAAAGGCUAGCGACAACGGUAAAGGAAAACGAAAUGAGAAGCAUAUCAGUCACCGGAAGCCAGCGCCACCGGUGGCGCAGCGACGGAGGGCGAGCCCCAGCAGUAGUAGCAGCAGCGAGGACAGCACGCAAUCGUUUUCCUUAUGCUCUUCUCUGUGUUCCUCGCCGUCCUUCUCCAACAGAAACGAGCUGCGCAGCCCCCUACCUCCUAGCCAUAGCAUGGGAGCGGUCAUCGAGGGAAAAACGAGUACGCAUCCCCCUGAAAAGAGGCAGCAACAGCGACAGCCCCAUCGUAGCCACCGCAGCACCGCACACUUUGCUGAGGACAGGCCAGAGGAGUUGUCAGUGACUGGGACGCCCGCGGAGCAGCGGCCUAUAAUGCCCAUCCAAGAGCCGCAGAAACCUGCGAGCGAGCCUGCGGCUGGCGUGUCGGUGAGGAAGCCUCGCUCGCCUGAUGCGCCACGGAGCAAGCCGCAAACGUUGCCACCGUCGGCCGCCGCCCCAAUCAUCAAUUUGGCAGCCAAGGAAGCCACAGUUGAGAGGCCGCCUGUAAGCUCCAAUCCACCUAUGGCUAGGCCUUUGGUGCCGUCGUUUCCUUCGGUGGACAACAAAACUACCUCCCUCCAAGCCGAAACACCACCUCCACAGGCACCAUGUAAGGUGCCUCUGGAAGACGUGUCACUUGUCGAGCGCAGCCGUCUGCGCGCUUUGACGGACCCGCAGGGCAAUCUGGCGGUGCCUCCGGGCUACAAGUUCAACCCCAACAACCCACCUUGCUUGAACCUCGACAAGCUCGAUGUCACAGCUCAGCCGCCCGUGAACCCAUGCGUGUUGCUUGGCCUCUCCGUGCCGACAGAUGCGCCGCCAGCGACGCCGAAAGCGCCUGGGCACGGCACGAAGGGCAACACAGUCGACGUCUUCGUGGACGGCGUAGCUGGCAUCCCGCUAGAUGCCAUGUGCUCGCGUGUGUUGGUGUACAUUAGCGACGAGUUAGACCCCACGACUGGUACCCCUAUGAACCCACUUCGCCACCCUCGGGUCUUUAUGCGGGUGCCGGACCUCAUUGCCUAUCAGAAUCUCAACUCGAGCAGCAGCGAGCCCAAGUUCAAGGCAAAGGUAACCUCCGACGUCAGCGAUCAAACGCACGCUGUCGUCAUCGUGGAGUACAUCAAGGACUCAAAAGGUCCACCGAUUGUGUUUGGUCACUGCUGCUUGCCGAUUAACAAAUGCUUCUUUACCGGCAACUUCGUGGCGCGCUUGAAGAUCGGCGAUCCCCGUCGCUCGCAGGAGCGGGCCGUCGACGAUCUGCGUCCACCUGACCGCAUCGCUGACGAACAGAAGCGCGCCACGGAGAAGUACAACCAGUGGAAUCUGGAGGCAAGCGUUGACUCGCAGGCGCUGCGCAACCUGUUGCCGGCACCACCGCUCAAGCGCGCGGAGUGCGCACCGCUCGGCUACCUGAUUUGGCGCCUGGAAAGCCCAAACCUGAACGACCCCUUCUUCGAGAUGCCGCAGCAGGUGCCCCUGUCGCAGCAGGAAAUGCAGCUCUUCGAGGAUCGCAAGAAACAUGAGGCUGUGACGCCAAACUCGAAGGGGGUGAUGUCAGAGAAAGCUGCGGGCGAGGCGUUCAUCGGGACCGGGACGACGCAGACCGACUCUCUCGGCUACAUCACUCCGUUCAGUGAGCAGCGUGGUGCCUUCGUGAAGGUGGAGGGCAUCCGGGGUGUGGGUGACGACGCAGCCAUGUACGUCGUGGUGGUCUACAUGGCCAAGGCACCGAAGGGCCAUCGGGUAUACUACACGAUGAUACCGGACUGGGCCUCGGAUGUUGGCGCCCCAAUGUUCAAAGACCCCCCAUUCAUCUUCCAAGGUAUCAAGUACGACACAAAAAACACUACGACGUACAUGCUGCUGAAGUUGUCGAAGCUGGAGAAUGCGGCUACCCCGCCUGUGGUCGAGUGUAUUGGGUGGACUAUGAACAGGCUCUUCCUGGACGAAGCGCCGGCGCUGCGCCAAGGGCGGUAUGCGCUGGCGUGGCUGACGGGACCGCUGCCCCCAGACGUGGUAAAAGAGCUUCUUACCGAGAAGGUUGGUACAGUGUUCCCAAAGCGCUUGCAGGAAAAGAGCAUUAGCUUCCUUGAGCCCAAGGCCACGCUGACCAUCAGUCAAGGCGACCCGGCGUGCUGCGUGGGGCUCGUGGACAACACUCCCGGUCGCGCGCAGCCGCGCCGGCUACUCAUGCCAGACUCCAUCAAGAAGAAGUUCCCCUCCGCCAUGUGUGAGGGCAUGGUGGGGUGCACGUUGCAAAGAGCGCAUGAGAAGUGCUUCGGCGGCGGCGAUCCGCGGGCCCUUCUGCAGCGCAUGCAUACGGCGGUGCAAGAGUAUCUCGAUGAAAGCACGAAGACGUUCGAGGAGCUGUAA